Blepharisma stoltei is the source of this 1455-nucleotide messenger RNA. Lineage: Eukaryota; Ciliophora; Heterotrichea; Heterotrichida; Blepharismidae. The record is from the annotation of a GenBank genome assembly.
AUGGGAAUAAAGCAAUUGAUGAAGCUGAUCAACGAAAAGGCACCAUCAGCAGUAAGAAAAAUCACCUUAGAACAGUACUCAGGCAAAGUUAUAGCAUGUGACGCCUCUAUGGCAAUUUACCAAUGUCUAAUUGCUCCACUAUUCAAGUCUCAAUCAGGAAUGCUAUCUGAUGAAUCAGGAAAUCCGACUUCUCAUUUAAUGGGUCUUCUUAGCCGGACCAUCCAAUUGCUUGAGCAUAAUAUCAAACCAAUCUGAGUUUUUGAUGGAAAAGCGCCUGAAGAAAAAUCACAAGAACUCACCAAAAGAAAGCUUUUAAAGAAAAAAAAUCAAGAUAAAUUAAGAGAAGCCCAAGGAGAAAUACUCCCUACAAAGACUCCUCGAGAGGACUCCCACAUCCCAUAUACACCUACAGAAUCCCACAUCCCAAUGCCUAAAUGUGCAGAAAUUCCUAUUUCCAACGAAAAAAAUUGGAAAAACCGAAAAGAAAACCAAACCCACCAAAGGAGAAAAUUCAAGAAAAAAGUCGACGAUAUUGAGACUGAGCUUCGGCUAAAAAUAUCCUCCUUACUAGGAUAUGAAAUCCCUAUUAUAGAGUCAGAAGAUUAUUUAUGCAAAGGAGAAAGUGACGAAGAAGAAGUUGGGUUAAUGAGAGAAAUCGACGCUAUGGUCGGAUAUCUCAGCAAAAAUAAAUAUUCUGAUAUAGAAGAAGUCAAAAAAAUCGCAAGAAGGACUGUACAUAUUACUAAAGAAAUGGUUGACGACGCAAAGAAAUUACUGCAUCUUAUGGGAGUGCCGGUUAUUGAAGCUCCUGGAGAAGCAGAAGCACAGUGCGCAGAAUUAGUGAAAAACUCAAGGGCUUAUGCAGUUUUAACUGAAGAUAUGGAUACUUUGGCCUUCGGAGCAAAUAUUAUGGUGAGAGGAAUGGGCAGUAAAAAUGAGCCAAUGGUAGAAAUUACUUUGGAAAAUAUUUUGAGGGAUUUUCAAAUGAAAUUGGAGACUUUUAUUGAUUUAUGUAUUUUAUUAGGCUGUGAUUAUACUUCUACAAUUGAAGGAAUUGGGCAUAAAAGGGCUUUUGCGUUAUUGCAAGAGUGCUCGAGUAUUGAAAAUGUUAUUAAUGUGGCAGAUAAAGGAAGCAAAGGAAAUUUUAAAGUGCCUUCAGAUUUUGAUUAUAAUAAAGCGAGAAAUUUGUUUUUGCAUCCUGUAGUGAGUGAGCCUGAUCAGCUAGAUUUAAAUUGAGAAGUACCGAAUGAAGGAGAUUUAAGAGAUUUCUUAAUGGUUCAAAAAGAUUUUGGGAAAGAAAAAAUCAAUGGGUUUAUAAGGAGAUUAAAUAAUAUAUCGAAGAAGCCUGCGCAGAUGAGGCUAGAUGCAUUUUAUGACUCUGAAACACUGAAGAGGCCUCCUGAAGACACUAAAAAGAUUAAAAAGAAAGCAGCUCCCAAGAAAAAGAAAAAGUAA